Rasamsonia emersonii CBS 393.64 is the source of this 873-nucleotide messenger RNA. Its product is annotated as Integral ER membrane protein Scs2. Gene Ontology annotation, molecular function: FFAT motif binding. Gene Ontology annotation, biological process: endoplasmic reticulum membrane organization. NCBI's taxonomy places the organism in Eukaryota, Fungi, Ascomycota, Eurotiomycetes, Eurotiales, Trichocomaceae. Gene Ontology annotation, cellular component: plasma membrane; endoplasmic reticulum membrane. The transcript is spliced from 7 exons. Bases 1 to 873 code for a protein of 290 amino acids. The record is from RefSeq and is a predicted model, not a curated record.
AUGUCCAUAGAACUCGAGCCCAGCGAUCUCGGGUUCAGACGACCCUUUAACAGGGAAGUCAGCGAACUCCUGCAUCUGCGCAACCCGAACAGUGAGCCUGUCGCCUUCAAGGUGAAAACCACCGCUCCCAAACAUUACUGUGUUCGACCCAACUCGGGACGUAUUGAGCCGGGCAGGCAUGUGGAGGUGCAAGAUGGGCCAUGGGAUAACCGUCCGAAAACAGUGCUGCUGCAGGCGAUGAAGGAGGAUCCCCCUCUUGACGCCAAAUGCAAAGACAAGUUCCUCGUCCAAUCCGUCGCGAUCACCGGGGAUUUGGAAUUCUCCAAUAUCACGUCGAUUUUCGAGAAAGUGCCGAAGGCAGCGAUCCAAGAGCGUAAGAUUCGCGUGAAUUAUUUGCCACCAAAUGCGCCAAAUGGAGCUGCCGUUCCGGACGAGGAACCUCCGGCGUAUUCAUCUCCAGGCGGAGCAUAUGAAACCCCAGCACCCGCAGCGUCGAGGAAAGUUCCCGAUGAUGUCUCGCCUAUCCCACAACCCGAGUUCACUGAGAAGCCCAGACAAGAAGUGUCACAAGAGUCUACGAAGGCCGCUGCGGCGACAGAUAACUCCAAGUCAGCUGCGACCAAUGCUGCAAACGAAGAGCUAAAAGCACAACUCGCGCAGGCGCAGGCUCAGAUUCAGAAGUUGAAAGACCAGCUCGCAGAGCAGGGCUUACGGCUCCGGAAAACCGAUGGGGGGGCCGCUCAAUCUGCUGAAUCCACCGCGCCCCUCCUGCAGCAACAGCAUCCUCAAUCCGCAGCAGAGAUAGGGGUACCUGUGCAGAUUGUGGCCGGAUUGUGCUUGUUAAGUUUCCUGAUCGCCUAUUUUUUCUUCUAG